UCGCGUGUCCGGGGCCGCGGGUUGAAAGGGAACGAAGGGGACUGAGAUUGGCUAGGGAGCUUCAGCUUCCUUCCACCGAAGUGAAGCACGCGCGCCGCCCGCAUCGAAGGGGUCCUUCUCUUGUGCUCGUCGUCGUCGUCCUCCACUCGACUGCACUGGCCUGGGGCGGAGGUAGAUCCAUCCGGACUUGGAUUGGUCGGUUCCCUCUUCUGUCGGGUUGAAUGACUCCAGUUCAUACUUCCAGUAUGCUGCGGAUUUGUAUGCUGUGUGGUCGGCCAGUUUAUUAUUCAAAUGUUUGGGGACUCCUUUGCCUGUAUGUUUGGAGCCCUGGCAAAUAGGGGUAUGAUGGUUAGGAGUUGAGGUGCUGAUAUAUAUGUCCUGUGGAUUGCAGGUUCCUCAACAAUAGUGUCCAUUUCCAAUGUGAUUUAAAGGGAUUGUUGUCUUAGCCCGGGGAUAACAUACUGGAAGGACAAAAUUUUAUUAUAACCUUUGUGUAGUGCUACCACGAUAGUCUCUCUAUCAGCUCAUAAAGAUUUGAACUGAACCUGAGUUACGAAUUGUUCUGAUCACAAUGGCCAACUCUGGCUCUUUUGCUCUGAAAGACUAAUACAUUUAGCAUUGAGUAGUCAUCAGCCUGUGUAUUUUUUUAGAGUUCCAGGGACAAAGCCCCAGUCCACAAUGCAUUGCAAACAGGACCAAAAUCGAGUUUACAACUCCAAGUUUAACUGUUUACAGCAUUGAUAUGACAAAUAUUGAAUCCGCCAACACAGAAACUUAAACUACUCUCCUAGCCCACUAAGCUUUUUUUGUGUCUCCUGCUGCCCAACUUUUCGAUGAAGAAGGCUUCAAUCGCAGGGAUCUUGCUGGCCAUCUCCCAGCAUCCUGAGAUAUUCUGGUCUUCCCACUAUCACCUCCAAUUUGACCAGCAUAUGUUGGAACUUCUCUGGCUCUUGAACAGAACAAAGGAUUGCCCAGUUCUUGAGCGUUAGUGUCACACCUCGCCAGACCUGUUGCAUAUCCUUCCAGACCCCAUUCUGAAAACAGAUAUUAUUUCUUAGCUUCCACAGCCCCCACAAGGAUGUCCUUUGAUUAAAAAAUAUUCAAAAUACCAUGUUUUUUACUACUACGCCAAAACUUUGCCAUCGAUUCAAAGUCAGAACCUAUUCUAAUCUCAAAUAAUUCUGCUAUACUACCCCACAUUCUCCUAGCACAACACAAUCAAAGAAAAAUUGAUGUAUGCUUUCAUUUCAGUACAAAACAAGCAGGCUGUUUAUUGUUCAUCUAGUUGUGCUAUAGAAGACUAUGGAGUCAGAAAGUGCAUCUGCCAUCAAAAUUGCGAGAGAACCUGCCAUCAUUAUCAAUGGUGUUCCAGACUUACCUCCUAAUUGCACAUCUGUUGCGCAAGCCGAGGUAAAAAAUGAUGCUGAAUCUCAAGUUGAUCCUCGUUUUGGUGAAUGGCUAGAAGGGAGGAAAGUGGGGAAGCUUUUCGGGGACACUUAUUAUGUAGGGAAAGUGGUCAAGUAUGACAGUGAAAGUAACUGGUACAAUGUUGUCUACAACGAUGGAGACCAGGAAGAUCUUGAGUGGUGCGAACUUGAGGAGGUCCUUCUGCCGUUAGACAUAACCAUUCCACUCAAAACACUUGUUAUGGGCAAAUGCAAACUUCAAGGAACAGUUCCUGACUACAGACCUAAGGUGGGUAGACCAAGGAAAGUUUAUGCUACGAUCGAAGAUAAUACGAAGAAAACAUCGAGUAUGGUUCCAGUAUCACAAGGAAAUGAUGUUAUGAACAAUCAGAUGUUGAUGGUUGGAGUAGAAGGGCAAGGCCAACUUCCAGCAUCCACAUCCAAUGAUGCAACGAGUGGUCAGUUAGUGACUGCCACAGCAGAAGGAAAUGCUCAAGCAUGCUUGCAGGCUAGUAAUCAACCUAAAAAGAGGGGCAGGCCUCGAAAAGAUCGAACUUUAUUUGCUGAUAAUCAACCUAAAAGAAGAGGCAGGCCUCCGAAAAACAGGAAUGCAUCUGGAAAUUCUCAGAGUGCAGAAAAUACACCGGGUUCUCUGGCGCUUGUGCCAGUGCAAGAUGAUACACAAGAAUCUUCCAGGAGACAGAAUAGUACCCUUAAGUGCAAAACACUGACAGCUCGGGCAGAAAAACUAAAAAGAAAAUAUUUGCGUGUUAAAGGCACACCAUCUGGAACUCAAUUAUUCUAACAAGUAGUCUCACUUCUCCAAUAUAGAUAUCUGUAAGCAUUUCAGGAUCUAUGUAUGAUAGUGACAUCUAGCUUUGAACACAUACUUUGUACAACACCGGCGUACAACAAAACUUAAAGCUAAAUCUGCUCUACCAAUGCUAUUGUACUCUUCCUGUACAA
This is a messenger RNA of Phragmites australis (common reed), 2372 nucleotides long. RefSeq lists its product as uncharacterized. Gene Ontology annotation, molecular function: DNA binding. The record is from RefSeq and is a predicted model, not a curated record. The transcript has 3 exons. The coding region runs from base 1303 to 2211 and encodes 302 amino acids. NCBI's taxonomy places the organism in Eukaryota, Viridiplantae, Streptophyta, Magnoliopsida, Poales, Poaceae.